Messenger RNA from Diabrotica virgifera virgifera (western corn rootworm), 1613 nucleotides. Its product is annotated as facilitated trehalose transporter Tret1-like. NCBI's taxonomy places the organism in Eukaryota, Metazoa, Arthropoda, Insecta, Coleoptera, Chrysomelidae. The record is from RefSeq and is a predicted model, not a curated record. Gene Ontology annotation, cellular component: membrane. Gene Ontology annotation, molecular function: transmembrane transporter activity. Gene Ontology annotation, biological process: transmembrane transport. The transcript is spliced from 2 exons. Bases 147 to 1595 code for a protein of 482 amino acids.
UAAUAACGAAAAUAAACAAUUACUUAAAUUUCUAACAUUGAAAUAAGUGGCUUCUGAUUAAAUUAGUAAAAUAUUAUCCGUAUUAUCGUAAUCAACUUUAAGGUUAUUGAAGGUAAAAUAAUUUUAAUAGUUAAUAGAAAUACAAAAUGGAUACUAAAAAUGAAAGAAAGGAACAGUUAUUAUUAAAAAAUGAAAAAUUCAACGUGAAAGAUAUUGAAGAAAUUAAAGGGCCAGGAAUGUUCUACUUUUCUUUGCUGACAGCUCAACUGCUGCUUGUGUUAACAGGAAGCUCCAUGGUAUGGCUUGCAAUAGUUUUCCCACUUUUAGCUUCAACCGAUAGUAAAAUAAAUCCAAUAUCAAGACCAAUUACACCCGCAGAAACUUCAAUGUUAUUAACUUUUUCCGGGAUUGCUGGAGUUCUUAGUAACAUAUUUCUAUCGAGAAUACCGGAUAAAAUAGGAAGAAGAAAUAGUUUAAGAUUAAUUGGAGUUUUAUUUGUAGGAAUUUUUAUAGCUCUAGCAUUCACACGAAACAUUUAUAUUUUUUUUGUUAAUUUUUCAAUACUCACCAUAAUAUUAAAUGGGGCUAUCAUAAGUGUAACAAUUUAUGGUUGUGAAAUUGCUAAAGAUAAUAAUCGAGGUAGAGUAGGAUGCAUUUAUUGCAUUAUGUUCCCAGUGGGUAAUAUGCUUACAUUUAUCGUGGGAUCAGUUGUAAAAACUGAUUUUGUUUUAUUUAAUUUUAUUUUUGCUAUUAUUGCAGUACUGCAAAUCAUCCUCUCGUUUUUCAUCGUAGAAUCCCCUAUUUACUUGGCUUUACGUGGCAGACAAGAAGAAAGUAUAAACACUUUUAAAAAACUUCAAUCCUAUGACAAUCCUAAAGAUCCUGAAAAUGAGUUCUAUUCAUUAGAACCAAGUUCAGAUUCAAAAAACAAAAAGACCAUUUUUUCACGCCUAUUUCGAGAUAAAGCUUCAAGGAAAGCAUUAAUUUUAUGUUUUACCAUAUUCACUAUUCAACAAUUUACUGGUAUAUUCAUCAUUCUCCCGUUUAUAGUUCCAAUUUUUAACGAAGCAGGUACUUCGGUAUCUGGGACCGUAAUAAGUCUUAUAGUUGGAUUUGUUCAACUCACAGUACUUUGUGCGAUAAUUUUUGUUGUCGACAGAACUGGAAGGCGACCAUUAUUGCUUUUAUCUUCUAUUGGAUGCUCCUUAAUGCUGUGUCUAUUGGCUUUUUAUUUGUAUUUAAAUGACAAACAAUUACCUCUUGUAAACAGUCUUCGAUGGUUACCAGUUAUUUGUAUUACUCUUUAUAUUGUCUCUUACACUUUGGGAUUGGCACAUCUUCCAGUUAUUAUUAUGGGAGAACUCUUUAAUAAUGAGGUUAGAGCUACGGCAGUUGGUACAAUUUUAACAGUAGAGCGGAUAAUAGGUAUCAUUUUGGGAUUUGCAUAUCCACUGGUAACGGAAGCAUUUGGUAUGUACUUGAACAUACUGGUUUUUGGCAUAGUAACGUUCAUUGGUUUUAUUUUAAUAUUUAUAUUUUUACCAGAAACAAGAGGUAAAAGCUUUAUAGAAAUUCAAAGUAUUCUUGGAAAAUAAAAUUUUACAAAAACCAAA